AUGUCCGACAAGUACCGACCCAUCGUUAACCAAGCGCAGGCGUUGGAAGCCCCCCGAAGCUCGUCGCAGUAUUUGUGGGUCGUGUCGGUGAGGCCGCAUCGUCGGUCGCAACUUGUUUCAGUUCAAUCGCAUUGUGGGCGUCGUGUGGCUCGGUCAGCUGUGCACGGCAUGGCCGCCAUCAACGUCCUCAGCACCACCUCCCCGCUGACACUUGUGACCCGCCACAAAAUGGCUUCGUUUGAACUUCAACCCUUGGUGCUGCUGUUUCAUGAACGUCGCGGGGUCUCCAAUCCCGGCUUGGAGACUCCAAGGGCGGUAGGCAUGCACGACCCUCUCACUCGCACCGCCCAGCGCUCGACUGGCGCGUUCGAGUCGCUCUUCUCCGUCCAAUGGCCAAGCCCGCCAUUCAAAGAUGCCUGCCUCACGUCGAAGCGGAAGUUGAUCGUGGUCACACGUCAACACGUAGGCGAGGUACUACACGAUGCCUUACGACACCUGCCCAACCGAUCCAUCGCGCCGAUUGUGGUGCUCUUGGAGGUGACCAUGUUCAACCAACCGCUCCCAGAGAUCGUUUUUGGACUGGCCUUCAUGGCCGCGCUCGACAGUUGCUUCCGCGGACUCGUCGCGGCCGACAAAAAGACGUGCACAAUGUCGCUUGCCGGCAUCGUCGUCGUGUCUGGCUUGGCGUCCGUCGCUGUCUCCGCGUACAACGGCGACGCGAUGAAAAAAGCAAUAGAGAGUUAUCGCUCCGCUUAG
Molecule: messenger RNA, 756 nt
Organism: Aphanomyces astaci
Lineage: Eukaryota; Oomycota; Saprolegniomycetes; Saprolegniales; Verrucalvaceae
Exons: 4
Coding region: 1-756 (251 amino acids)
Source: RefSeq, a predicted model, not a curated record